GAGGGGGCUGGACCAGGCUGAAGGGGAGAAAAAACCUGCAAACAAACUCUCUAACUGACUUUUCCCCCCAGAUCGAAAAAGACGUAUGAAGGUGAAGGAACUCGUGCGGUUUUAAGGUGUGAAAUGUGUCUGGAUUUUGCCGAAGAAAGCAACAGUGGGUAGAAAGUCGUGCGGCGGAUCUGAUCGGAGCGCAAAGAGCGAAGACGACGAGAAGCAGGUAUCUGGUGGAUGGAAAGAAUAUGGAGGUGAACAGAAAAGAGGUGCCUUUAUAUGGUCAAGUGGGAGCUUGUGUAAAGUUACAAGCCAGAGCUCCUGAAGAUGCAGAGUUUUAUGUUGUUGCACAAGGCUCCAGACUUACACAUGUAACAGCAGCAAAAAGAGGUGAUGAUGGGCUGACUCUUUCAUUCACUGUUCCAGGCCAUGACCGUGUAGAAGCUGUCUCUGUCAAACCCUAUUUUUACACAAAGGAUUGCAUUCAGCUGUGUGAGGGUGAAGCAUCUCUUAAAUACAUCAGGGAUGUUGCCCAGGAAGCAGCAGAGUACUUUAAAGAAAACGGGGACCAACUUGAUCCCCAGAGUUACCAAGAGGUUUUAAAGAAGUUCCCUGUCUUGGCACAGACAACUGAUGAGGACCUUUGUGGCAGAGUUUUAAACAGCAGUGAGCAAGGGGUGCAGCUCAGAUCAAGUUCAGGCAAUGAGGCCGAUCUGAGGCAGCUGGAUGAGAAGAUCACGCAGGCUCUAGCUAACAUGGAUUACCCUUGGCAGUUGGAAAAUACAGACAGUCAUCCUGGAGAAGCUGUUGAACAACACUUCAAAGAAACCCUCCUUCACCUUGCAGUGCAUUUGGGUUUGGUCCAUCUUGCCCGCUUUUUAACUCACCAACUGAGAGGUGAAGGGAUGUUGACGUUGCCCAAUUGGGAGGGAGCAACACCCUUCCAGCUGACUCAGAGGGAUGGACGUCAUACCUUGUUUAGGGUGCUGGCAGCUCCUUUAGGGCCUGUAGUCGGCCAUCUUCCGGGAAUUUGGUCCUUGUGGUCUGACAGCUCCCGCAUGCUGAGGUUUUGUCCUGAGACAGAUUCUGUCAUCCUUACUGUGCACAAUUCUCCUGACUGCUGCAGUCAGGACAGCAUCAUGGUCCUUCGAGAAAAACUAGAAGACUGCAGUGUCCAAAAACUGAUCAAUGUGCUCAGAGCUGCUACUGAGGAAGACAAGAGAGAAACAGAUGAAGAUCAUUCAAGUGAUGAAAAGAUUACCAAGGAAUUCCAUGCGGAAAAUCAGGAAGAGCACAUUCUGGUGGACAACGUUUUUGAGGAGCAGCUUGUUUUGUCUUUGGAUGAUGAUGAAGAUGAGGAAGAGAUCUCAUCCUUGUUAUCUGUAAAUGGGCCUCCCAUGCAGUCCAGUGAAAUUCAGAGCCAUUUUGCACAGCAUGCAACAGAUACUUUGCCCUCCAUUAUCAGCAGCAAUGAUCAGACUCAGGAAAUCGACAAUAAGUGCCAAGUUAGUGGUGUGACAAGGGGCAGCACAGUGACAGAUGGCAGUUUGUGGGACACAGAGGAUCUUCUUGCAACCGACACCCCUCCACCUUAUUCAGAAGACAUCUAUCGUGCCUCUGUCCCCUGCUCCCUUCCACUCUCCUCUGUUGACCAGGCCCUCACUAGGCUGAACUGUCCUGCCUCCUCCGAGCAGACCAAUCAGAGAGACAGUCUUCCAAUGGAAACCUGUGAUCUCAGUCCUAGUCUGGUGGCUCUAGAAGUGGACAGUGAGGAAGAGAGUACUGAGCCAAUGUCUCCACUUUCCCCGCUCUCGUCUGAUUUUGGGAACAAUGAAUACAAAAGGGAAAUCCUUCGUCCAGCUGCUGGUAUCACGUGCACUCGCAGCCAGUCGGCCUCAGCUUGUGAACCCAGUUUGAAGGAAUUAAGUGAGGAAGGGAUUCGAUUGCGUUCCUAUUCCUAUUCAUCCCCCAAAAUCCCUUUCCGUCCUGCUCGUUUUUCCCGGGACAACCAAACAUCAUAUAUCAACCCUGAUGGCGUUCUCCACAGUGUCAGCCACAGCCGAUCUCUCCUUCAGGCCCUCUCUCUGUCUAAAUCCACCCUGUCUCUGUCUCUGCUCCACCCUGGUAAGCAAAGAACCUUCAUAUCUGAUCAGCCUCAUGACAAAAGGGAGAUUAGGUUCCGUAAACGGGCCCAGUCUGCUGAUGAUGAGGGCAACAUGGAGCUGGCAGAGUCCCUCCAGCAUCUCACUCUGUCUGAGUUUCUCAAAGAAAUUGAAGAGGAAGAGUUGGAUAAGUACAACAUUCCAACCAAGGCAGAGUCAGAGAAGUACAAAGUCAUUCGUACUUUCAGUUUUCUCAAGAGCAGGAUGUCUAGUACACGUAACAAAAGCAAGGGGAAAGGGAAGGACAAAGAAGCCAAGGAUCGGCAGCUAAAUGGACAUCGUUUUGAGACAGGCUCCUGUUUAGGCCACACAUUGUGUGUAGUGUGUGACAAAACGGCUUCUGGAAAGGAACUUCUGCAUUGCCAAAGUUGCACUGCCUUUGUCCAUAGGAGUUGUAAGGAAUCAGUCCCCCCUUGCUUGAAGAAAGUUCACGAUAAAUAUGCCGUAGCCAUGGUAAAAAACAAGACGGCAUCCCUCCCACAGAAUUUCACAGUGAGAGACAAUCCUCAGUCUGUGAUCACCAUGUCUACCCCUAUACCUAUCAUGACCCCAAAGGAGAGAAAGGACACUGUGACACAUUCUUGCUCUCUCUCUGGAAGUCUCCCCAACAGUGACAGUCGGCUCAGUGAGAGUUCAGAGACUGAAUCUGAUAUGCUAAAACUGAAGAGUCAGUCAGAUGAACUCCUUCAAACUCCAGUGUCCUCCUCCUACAAUGACUUGCCCUUCGGAGAGGACUGUGCAGACUCGUAUAUCCACAGUCACAGUGACAUCUCAGCUGAUUCUGCAGAUUACGAUGCUGAGUCGUGGAGUCUGACAGUAGAACACAAGUUUUGCAAGAAGUUUGACAAACGAGUCGUCAAGAGGCAGGAUGUGAUCUAUGAGCUGAUGCAGACUGAGCUCCACCACCUGCAGACUCUGCACAUUAUGGCCAAGGUUUUCAGGCGAGGUAUGAGAGAAGAAGUGCAGUUGGACGCUGAGGCAGCAGAGCGGAUUUUCCCCUGCCUGGAUCAGCUACUCCUCUUUCACCAUGCUUUCUUUGCUGCCAUGAAAGAGAGGCGACACAUCUCAGCCCAGCCCCACGGACACAAGAACUACCUCAUACAGCACAUUGGAGACAUAUUGCUUCAACAGUUUUCAGAUGAAAAUGGAGAAGAAAUGAAACAGGUGUAUGGAGUAUUCUGCAGUCAUCACAAUGAAGCAGUCAGCUUUUUCAAAGAGCUGCAGCAGCACAACAAAAGAUUUCAGAGCUUCAUUAAGCAACAAGGUAAUAACUCUUUGGUGCGACGGAGGGAGAUCCCAGAGUGCAUCCUGCUGGUUACUCAAAGGAUAACAAAGUACCCAGUUCUCCUGGAGAGGAUCUUACAAUACACUCAAGAGGAAACAGAGGAGCAUACCAAUGUUUUAAAAGCUCUGGCUCAGAUUCGAGAGGUGAUAGCAGCUGUGGACCUGAAGGUCAAUGAAUAUGAACAACAUCAGAAGUUACAGGAAGUGUGCAAUCGCAUAGAGAACCGCAGUGCAGCCAAGCUGAAGACUGGACACACCUUCCGAAAGCAGGACAUGAUGGGGCCUGGACGAAGACUCAAACACCAAGGCGUGCUUCUGUGGAAGACUGCCACUGGUCGACUUAAAGAUGUCCUGGCACUCCUUUUAACAGACACCCUCAUUUUCCUGCAAGAAAAGGACCAGAAAUAUACAUUUGCCACGGUGGACCAGAAACCACCAGUCAUUGCACUGCAGAAGUUAAUAGUCCGAGAAGUAGCCAAUGAAGGGAAAGGGAUGUUUUUGAUCAGUGCCUCAUCUGCGGGCCCGGAAAUGUAUGAAGUCCACACUUCAUCUAAAGAGGAACGAAACACCUGGAUGAGGCUCAUUAGAGAAGCUGUAGAGAGCUGUCCAGAGGAGGAAGAGGAAUACACAAGUGAAUCUGAGGAGGAGAGGCGAGCUGCUGAAGCUCGUUUCCAUAAGAUCCAUAAGUUACAAGAGAGUUUGAUGAGCCAGGACCAGCAGAUCUGCUCUUACCUGGAGGAAAAGUUGCAGAUCUAUGCCGAGUUCUCUGCUCUAAAUGGGAAUAGGGGCGCUGGGCUAUUUGAACCACGACUGCUGGUCCAGCCACAUUCAGAGGAGUUGCCGCAAACUGCUGGACUUCUGGCAGCAGCUCUGCAAGAGGCCGAUAAACUGAAAACUGCACUGUUAUCCAAUGCCCACUCUUCCUUGAGUCACAGCCUGGACUCUGACACAGACUCUGUGUUUCCUGUCUGUCCUGCUACACUUGCAAAGCCAAUGUCAGACUUUUCACACACCUCGCUUGCAAACCCUGAGGCCAGUAAUGGGAACUGGGUUGAAGACUUUGAACUUCAGUCUCCGACUGACAUCCAAAAGAAGGACAUGAAUGACAUCAACUUCACGGUUGCUCAAAGUGUGCAGAACCUGACCCAGUUACUGUAUAGUUUGCAGGCUGCAGUGACCAUCCAGGACACCAACUAUGAAGUCCAGAGGCUUCUCCUUCAAGAGAGCGAGCGCUCUUCACCCCAUGCCCAGCGUCUGCACCUUUUAAGCCUCCGGGGCAACACCUUGCAGGAGCAAGAAAAACAGCGUAACUUGGAGAAGCAGAAGGAGGAAGUGGCGGCAGCUCACCGUCUUCAGAAACAACUACGGCAUGCCAAAGAGCGUUGGGAGCGAGAGUGCCACGUGAGGGAGAGCCAACAGGAGGAGCAGGAGAGCAGGCUAAAGAAAAGGCAGAGACAGUGCCAGCUGGAGGAAGAGAAGCUGAGGCAUGAGAGAGAAGAGCUGAAUGAACAACUGGAGGAGUACCAACAAAGCCUAGAGCGGCUCAGAGAGGGCCAGAGGAGCGUGGAGAGGGAACGCGAGCAUCUGGAGAACCAUCAAAAGCUGUUCCAGACCUGGAACCAUGGGCGGCAGAGCAGCCUGCCCUCUGUUAUCCCUCACAUGGUCAUCCCUCUAGACAGGCAGCAGGAUUCGCCAACAAGUCAAUCCAGAGCGCAUGCCGGUAAUGGCUCCGUGUUUGUAAAUGAGGCCGCGCUUGCCAGCACCAGCAUUAACAACCGUCACGUCCACCAUAAAAGGAAUGGCCACAGCGCUCACAAUUGUCUCAACACCCUGCUGGCCAUAUCUAACAGCAGACAAUCACCUAUUGUUAACACUCCUCUCAGCCAACACUCAGACUCCCAGGAAUGGGUGAUGGGUAGAGGAUACCUCUGCAACCCUGCAGGAAGGCUUGGGCUGCAGAACUCAAGCAGUGAUCACAGCUACAACGGGGAGAACUGGAUGUCAACAGCAAGCGGAGCUGACCCAUAUCCAAUGCUCCCACAUCCCAGUGACCCUCAGCUGGACCUAAGUGCACUGGUUUCCUUGGAGACUGACAGUGAUGGGGAAGAGGGCAGAGAGGAAACUAUUGUGUACCUUUAAAUGUGGAUAAAUUUCAGACUAUUGAGAAACCAACGCAGCACAUGGAUGAAGACAAGAUGCUCUUGAAGCAUCAACAUCACUGCUGAAUCAGGCCAGCCACAGAGAGCAUUUUAGUUUUUUGUCUUUAGGUUUUCUUCACAUUUAUCUUUUGAAAUUUUGCCUACCUUUUUUUAAGUAAAAUGAUGAGUUACUGGGAAUACAGAGAGAGAGAAACAGAGAUAAAGUAGCAGACUGUGUCUCACAUAUAUCAUGCACCUUAGCUGGAGGCACCACUGGGUGUUAAGUGUCUCUAUUCUUUUCUGCUCGCUUCUUUUUAAUGUGUGUGUGGUCAUAUAUUGACUGUCUCGUCCCCUGCAGCUACAACUUUUUCCCCUUCCCCCCAUCUGCUUGUGUCUUUUCCUCAUCAUCUUCCUCCGGUCCCAUACAUCUCAUUCCUCAAGCUCUAUAUUUAUAAAUUUUGCCACUGAAGGAGAAAAAGCAUUGACUGUGCCCCAUAUCAGUGAAACAUCAGGCUGUGUCUCACCAGCGGGCGAUUGUCUCGCCGUUGGAGUAAACUGACAAUCUUUUUUAUCAGACAGAUGCUGUUUAUUUACGAGCUGGGUAUAGUGUGGGGCAUAGAACAUUUGAAUUGAGGGAUGAGAUGUGACAGCCAUAGUCCCUUGUUUCUGUCCAUACCCAUAUAUUAUCCUUUUAUCUGACGCACAAUGUCAUUGUUAAAAUAAAAGUCAGAACAGAUACAGUUUUAAGGGAGAUCAGAAAAUAGCAUAAACAGCAUAAAAAUGAAUCUUUUAAGCGGAAAGAGGAUGAUUAUAAGAGCAACACGGUGGAUUAAAUCAUUAUUUAAGUUGACCCUGGAGACAGUUGGUUGAUCAGUUCCUCGCUUUUGGCCUGGAUUCAGACAUCUUGAAGACUGAUGGAUUGCCAUUUAACUUAAUAAAGGCAUCUAUGGUCCCCUGAGGAUGACAUCUGGUUGGUUUUUAAUGAAAUUUGUUGACAUAUAUUGAAUGGAUUGUCAUCAUACCAUUUACAAUCAUUAAUAAUCCUCACAGGAUUGAUUGUAGCAUGUGUGAUGAUCCUUAAACUUCCCAUCUAUUGAAAUGUUUUGUUCAAACAUUUUAAUUUGCCAAAUACAUUGGUUUAUAAACCUUUAAAAUCAGCAAAGUUCCCAUUGAGGUAAUCUCUACUUUAUAUUAGAGCAACAGUCACUAGUUAAUGGUAGUGUACUGAGACUUUGGAAACAUUUUUCUUUUUAGUAUUUUCGCAUGCAUUUAGCCCAAAGCCCACCAACACUUCCUUUCAGAGCUGCAUACAUGGACAUUUUUCAUUUUAUUUGACAUGCUUGUGAAAAACUAUGUAACGAGGCAUUAAAAUGUUACAACUAAAAUACAAAUAUGCUUUACAGGGUGGAAAAUGUCCAGGGAAUAUCACUGCAUAUGCCCAAAACAAUAUAAAGUUGCCUUGUUUUUUUGCUUAAUGAUAAACCAUUGCACUUGAAUAUUCAUGUAGUUUAUUUGCAUGUUAUCCUGGCAUAAGCAUUUUUUUCUGUAAGCGAUCUGUGCCAAUGCUUUAGAUGAAAAAUUUGUUUUAUUACUGUUGUAGUUUUGUUCUGAUUUUAGUACCAUGUACAUACAGUAUGUUUGCGCUUAUAUUUAUUUAUUACAAAAGAGAUGUUAAUGUUUUGCUGUGCUUUAUGAAGGGUUAUAUUGUACAUAGAUGUGUAUUUGUGUAGACAGAUGUGUUUUUCUCUUGUGAGCUCAUGUGUUGAAUAAACAGACAUGACCCUAUAGAUAAAAUGGCCUAUAAUGAA
Messenger RNA from Melanotaenia boesemani (Boeseman's rainbowfish), 7383 nucleotides. RefSeq names its product Rho guanine nucleotide exchange factor (GEF) 28a (gene arhgef28a). Gene Ontology annotation, biological process: regulation of Rho protein signal transduction. Gene Ontology annotation, molecular function: guanyl-nucleotide exchange factor activity. NCBI's taxonomy places the organism in Eukaryota, Metazoa, Chordata, Actinopteri, Atheriniformes, Melanotaeniidae. The coding region runs from base 240 to 5576 and encodes 1778 amino acids. The record is from RefSeq and is a predicted model, not a curated record. The transcript has 36 exons.